Messenger RNA from Colius striatus (speckled mousebird), 4138 nucleotides. It is a transcript of the gene ADAM17, whose product is annotated as ADAM metallopeptidase domain 17. Gene Ontology annotation, cellular component: plasma membrane. The record is from RefSeq and is a predicted model, not a curated record. Gene Ontology annotation, biological process: Notch signaling pathway; membrane protein ectodomain proteolysis. NCBI's taxonomy places the organism in Eukaryota, Metazoa, Chordata, Aves, Coliiformes, Coliidae. Gene Ontology annotation, molecular function: metalloendopeptidase activity. The transcript has 19 exons. The coding region runs from base 87 to 2588 and encodes 833 amino acids.
ACGCGGGGGUCUUUGGGCGGGCGAAGUUCCUCCGGCCGGAUGUGAAGGAGCGGGCGGACGGAGCAGGACGGAGCUGCGUCCGGACCAUGAGGCUCCGACGGUGGCUGGUCCCUGCCCUGCUGUUGCUGUGGGGGCCGGGCUGGCUGGAGGCGCUGGGGCGCCUGCCGCGCCGGCAGCGCUACGACACAGUUGAGUCCAUGCUUUCAGAUUACGACAUCCUUUCUCACUCCAGCAUCCAGCAACACUCGCUAAAGAAGAGGGACCUCCAGCCCGAGACACAUGUAGAGCGGCUCUUAAGUUUUUCAGCCCUGCAAAGGCACUUUAAAUUAUACUUAACUGCAACUGCUGAACACUUUUCAGAAAGAUUUCAAGCAUUGAUUUUGGAUGGUGAAGGCAAGGAAAAGGAGUAUCGUGUGCAAUGGCAAGAGUUUUUCACUGGACAUGUCGUUGGAGAGCAUAAUUCCAAGGUUGUGGCACAUAUUGGGGAUGAAGAUUUUACAGUGAGAAUCAAUACUGAUGGAGAAGAAUACAAUAUUGAGCCACUAUGGAGAUUUGUAGAUAAUGAGCAAGAUGAAAGGCUGUUGGUCUACAGAUCUGAAGAUAUUAAAGAUUUCUCAAGAUUGCAGUCUCCCAAAGUCUGUGGUUAUUUAAAGCUGAACGAAGAGGAGUUGGUGCCAAAAGGACUGGAAGACAGGAAGCAAAAUGAAGUAGCAAGCAUCCAUCUGAAGAAAAGGGCCAUUCCAGAUAACUCCAAAAACACGUGCAAGAUGUUGGUAGUGGCAGAUCAUCGUUUUUUCAAAUAUAUGGGCCGUGGGGAAGAGAGCACUACUAUAAACUACUUGAUUGAAUUGAUAGACAGAGUAGAUGACAUCUACCGAAACACUUCCUGGGACAAUGGAGCCUUCAAUGGGUACGGCAUACAGAUAGAGCAGAUUAUCAUCCACAAUGAGCCAAAUCUUGUAAAACCUGGAGAAAAGCACUACAAUAUGGCAAAAAGUUACCCAGAUGAUAAGAAAGAUGCCUGGGAUGUGAAAAUGCUGCUAGAGCAAUUUAGCUUUGAUAUUGCUGAGAAAGCAGCUCAUGUGUGCCUUGCUCAUCUCUUCACCUAUCAAGAUUUUGACAUGGGAACGCUUGGAUUGGCUUAUGUUGGUUCUCCCAGACCAAACAGCCACGGUGGCAUUUGUCCUAAAGCUUAUUAUAGUCAAAAUGCAAAGAAGGACAUCUAUCUAAACAGUGGCUUAACCAGCACCAAGAACUAUGGGAAGACCAUCCUCACAAAGGAGGCUGACCUGGUUACAACACACGAACUCGGGCAUAACUUUGGAGCAGAGCACGAUCCCGAUAGCCUGCCAGAAUGUGCCCCCACUGAAGACCAAGGAGGGAAAUACGUUAUGUACCCAAUCGCUGUCAGCGGAGAUCAUGAAAACAACAAGAUGUUCUCAAGCUGCAGCAAAAAAUCCAUCCAUAGGACCAUAGAGAUCAAGGCCCAGGAGUGCUUCAAAGAGCGCAACAACAAAGUGUGUGGGAACUCCCGAGUGGACGAAGGGGAGGAAUGCGAUCCCGGCCUCCUGUACCAACAGGCUGAUCCCUGCUGCACUGCGGACUGUAAGCUGAAAGAUGGUGCCAAAUGCAGUGAUCGGAACAGUCCCUGCUGUAAAGGCUGCCAGUUUGAAAGUGCACAGAAGAAAUGCCAGGAAGCCAUAAAUGCCACUUGUAAAGGAGAGUCUUUUUGCACUGGGAACAGCAGCGAGUGCCCCCCUCCAGGGAAUGCUCCGGAUGACACGGUCUGCGUGGACAUGGGGAAGUGCAAGGAUGGGGAGUGCGUCCCUUUCUGCGAGAGGGAGAAGAACCUGCGGUCGUGUGCGUGCAAUGAAACGGAUAACUCGUGCAAGGUGUGCUGCCGGGAUGAGCAGGACCGCUGUGUCCCGUACAUGGACGCGAAGCAGCAGUUCCUGUUCCUGCGCAAGGGGAAGCCGUGCACCGUGGGCUUCUGCGACACCAACGGCAAAUGCGAGAAGCAAGUGCAGGAUGUGAUUGAACGAUUUUGGGAUUUCAUAGACCAGCUCAGCAUCAACACUUUUGGGAAGUUCCUGGCAGAUAAUAUAGUGGGUUCUGUGCUUGUCUUCUCCUUACUGUUUUGGAUUCCUCUCAGCAUCCUUGUGCACUGUGUGGACAAGAAAUUGGACAAGCAGUAUGAAGAGAACACCAAGUCUCUGUUUUGCCCCAGUAACGUGGAGAUGCUGAGCAGCCUGGACUCCGCCUCCGUGCGCAUCAUCAAGCCGUUCCCGGCGGCGCCGGCGACGAGCCGGCACCAGCCGCUGCAGCCCCCGGCCGUGCCCGCCGCCGCGCCCCCCGCUGCCCCCGCGCCCAAGCUGGACCCCCAGCGCAUGGACACCAUUCAGGAGGACCCCAGCACCGACUCGCACAUCGACGAGGACGGCUUCGAGAAGGACCCCUUCCCCAACAGCAGCUCGGCUGCCAAAUCUUUCGAGGACUUGACGGACCAUCCCGUCAUUAGGAGCGAGAAAGCUUCGUCCUUUAAACUACAGCGCCAGAACCGGGUGGACAGCAAAGAAACAGAAUGCUAGUGCCUGGCUGCCUUCUGGAUGUAUGACUCCCGUCUGCAACACGAGGAUCUAAAACCAUUUCAUUUAUAGAAAUAUAUGUGUAUAUAUUUUUUGCGAGGGAGUGGGAGAAAUAAGGAAGUGACCUCCUGCAGAUGCUGGUCAUGUGUAUGACCUUCCUUAAAUUUACAUUUAUUAGAGCGUUAUAUCUUUUUAAAAGGAAAAUCCAAACUAAAACCAGCUUGUUUUUGAAGCUUUUUGGAUUUGUUUUUCGAUUUCCUUGACCUUUAACAUUUCCUCCGACCUGUGGUGCAAAACCAAAUAUCCUCCUGGAUACUGGAUCAUGUAUAUUAGCGUUUUUUUUAAUAACUUAAUAUUUUGUAGUCUGACAGCACUGAGAGACAAAAUUAAAGGGCUUUUAAAAGCAGGAGAACACCAUAGUAUGUUCCCUAGAGUAGAUCAUUUAGCAGUUUAAGGUACAUGCAAGCAAAAGCCAAAGCAGAUGCCUUGAGAACAGAAUGAAAGUAACAAAGCAGAGAAAAAUACGGCCUCGGCCUCGCAGCCCUGAAGGAAGAUGCAGAAUUCGAAUCACAAAGCUAUACAGCUUUGAAAUAAACACAAGGAUCAUUGGGAGCCUGUCAAGCCUUAAGGGACUGGCCCUGAUCCCUGAGGCUGCCUUGUCUUGAGGGCAGAGAAAGGCUUUUGUUGGGAGUUUCCCACACGAGGUCUGUCAUGUGUCUGGGAGGAGAAAGAAACCUAAGGGGGGAGAAAAUAGCAGCCGAGGGCCCUCAUAAGCAGCUGUUUACAGCAAUUGUUUGGGUGCAGAAAUGUUUCUCCAAUUGUUAUUUUGAUAUAGGUAACACUGCUGUUGAGGUGGCUGAAGAGCCGAGCCUCAGCUUUCUGUGGCCUGUGGGGCAUAAAGAAAUGGGAGGGGGGCAGGGGUGGAAAUUCACUCCGUUGCAGGGAGGGCAUUUGUUUAACAACAAUGGUGAAGUUAACCAAAAGAGCUAAACCUUUGUUAAACUUACAGGGCAUGUGUAAGGAGGAGACUUCGUGAAUUCCAGUUCCCACACCUGCAGUAGGAUGUCAAAAGCUGGCGAUUGCCUGGUGUCCUCUGCCAGGUGAGCAGGGCAGCAGCCACACACGGCGCGGCCGCGGAGCGACUGACCCGGCAGGAAAGCAGCUCUUGCUGCUGCCCCGCUGCUCUCGCUGGGGAUGAAACUGACACAAAAGGUGGCUGAGGGAGGAAUCGUGAACUGUUACCGCCCGCGCCCAGCCCCGCGGGGUGCGGGAUGGGGGGCUGGGGGCAGGAACCAAAGCUGUGCAGGGCUGGGGGAGUGUCCCCGCUGCCCCCGCCCCCGGGGGCGUGUUACACUAAUACUUGAACGUGUGUGCCUUAUGGUAUUCCUGGCUGACGAGCUGUUCUGUUUUAUACACCGGGUUUGGACUUUUGGGGUGUUUUGUUGUUUUUUUUUUUUGAUUCAGUGCAAGGAAUUAUGUGUGAGGAGUUAAUUUAAUUCCCAAUACAAUAAAAGCUUUUUAUAUUAAAAACCCAACCCACCUCAGUCAAACAA